CCAACUUUGCAUUUAAUGAGACCACCGCACUAUAAAUAUUCAUGUCCACAUGAGUGGGAAGGUAGCGUUGAGGAAAAUAAAAAAGAGAAAGAAAAUAAUCAAUACGACAACUUUGCAAUUUUGGUGGUAGACCAAGGUAGGUCAAUUGCCAUGGACAUUGGUGGUGAAGUGGAAGAGACCGUGAGAGAGUUGAGGCAAUACUUCAAAACUGGAAAAACCAAGAGUGUGACAUGGAGGAAAAACCAGCUCACAGCUCUCUUAGACCUUGUUCAUGAGAAUGAAGAUGCUAUAUUUAAGGCCCUCCAUCAAGAUCUUGGGAAGCACCCUGUUGAGGCUUACCGUGAUGAGGUUGGAGGGGUAGAAAAAUCCGCCAGCAAUGCUUUGAGCUGCGUUGAGAAAUGGAUGGCCCCUAAAAAGAGUGAUAUCCCUUUUCUUUUCUUCCCAGCUAAAGGAGAAGUGUUGUCAGAACCACUUGGUGUGGUUCUCAUAUUUUCUUCUUGGAACUUCCCAAUCAUACUGACAUUGGAUCCAAUAAUUGGGGCAAUAUCUGCUGGAAAUGUUGUAGUCAUAAAACCUUCAGAGCAAUCUCCAGCAAGCUCUUCUUUUCUUGCCACUACCAUUCCUCGCUACUUGGACUCUAAUGCCAUCAAGGUGAUUGAGGGAGGACCAGAUGUCUGUGAACAACUACUGCUACAAAAAUGGGACAAAAUAUUCUUCACUGGAAGUCCACGUGUGGCAAGCGUAGUCAUGUCUGCUGCUGCAAAGAAUUUAACUCCCGUUACUCUAGAGUUGGGUGGAAAAUGCCCUGCCAUUCUUGAUUCCCUUCCAAAUCCUUUAGAGUUUAAGUUGGCAGUAAAAAGAAUUGUAGGAGGAAAGUGGGGACCUUGCAGUGGUCAAGCUUGCAUAGCAAUAGACUAUUUGCUUGUUGAGAAGAAGUUCUCAUAUGCUCUGAUAGAAUUACUAAAGAAGAUCAUUAGAAGAUUUUAUGGUGAAAAUCCAGUGGAGUCAAAGGUAAUUUCAAGAAUAUUAAACAAGCAGCACUUUGAAAGAUUAUGCAAUCUUCUCAAAGACCCUCUUGUUGCGGCUUCCAUCGUUCAUGGUGGUUCAGUCGACGAAGAAAACUUGUUCAUUGAGCCAACAAUUUUGUUAGAUCCUCCGUUAGAUUCUCAGAUAAUGUCAGAAGAGAUAUUUGGCCCACUGCUUCCUAUAAUCACUAUGGAUAAAAUUCAGGAAAGUAUUGAAUUUAUCAAUGCAAAGCCAAAACCUCUUGCCAUCUAUGCCUUCACCAAAGAUGAAACUUUCAAGAGAAAUAUUCUAUCAGAAACAUCCUCAGGAAGUGUCGUAUUUAACGACACAAUGGUUCAAUUUUUAUGUGAUACACUACCAUUUGGAGGUGUUGGCCAGAGUGGUUUUGGAAGGUACCAUGGGAAGUACUCUUUUGACACUUUCAGCCAUGAAAAAGCUGUAAUGCAUAGAAAGCUGUUCCUUGAAAUUGAGCCAAGGUACCCUCCUUGGAGUAAGUUCAAGCUCGAGUUUAUCAGAUUGGCAUACAGGCUGAACUACUUUGGACUAUUACUGCACAUGCUGGGCUUGAAAAGAUACAAGUAGAUAAAUACCUCAGCACAGUGUUCAUCUAUUCCUCAAAUACACGUUGAUUAAAAAAGAAUUAAGCUUUAUUGUGACUGAAUAUGAGUUGUAGGAAAAUAGGAGAAAGGGUCCUUAUUUGCAGAAGUUGCACAUGUGGUGAACUUUAACUUGGCGUUGUAAUAAACGAACCUUUGUAUCUCUUAUUUUUCUUGCUAGUAAUAGGAUGUUUUUACUUCUAAUGUCCAACAGACCAGACAAUGUCAAACAUUUUUAACUUCACUUUCACCUGCAUUUGUCCA
This is a messenger RNA of Glycine soja, 1886 nucleotides long. RefSeq names its product aldehyde dehydrogenase family 3 member F1-like. The coding region runs from base 16 to 1608 and encodes 530 amino acids. The transcript is spliced from 10 exons. Lineage: Eukaryota; Viridiplantae; Streptophyta; Magnoliopsida; Fabales; Fabaceae. Gene Ontology annotation, molecular function: aldehyde dehydrogenase (NAD+) activity. Gene Ontology annotation, biological process: aldehyde metabolic process. The record is from RefSeq and is a predicted model, not a curated record. Gene Ontology annotation, cellular component: cytoplasm.